Dioscorea cayenensis subsp. rotundata (Guinea yam) is the source of this 1833-nucleotide messenger RNA. RefSeq names its product malate synthase. Bases 1 to 1803 code for a protein of 600 amino acids. The record is from RefSeq and is a predicted model, not a curated record. Gene Ontology annotation, cellular component: cytoplasm. Gene Ontology annotation, molecular function: malate synthase activity. The transcript is spliced from 5 exons. Lineage: Eukaryota; Viridiplantae; Streptophyta; Magnoliopsida; Dioscoreales; Dioscoreaceae. Gene Ontology annotation, biological process: glyoxylate cycle.
AUGAGGAAAUUGGGAGGGAUUGCUUGGAAUUCAAAGAAGAUGAAAACGAAGAAGAAGAGAUCGGAAACCGGGGGCGGGGCCCGUGGUCUCGCGGUGUGCUUAAAACAUACAAGAAAAUUUAAAGGAAAAAAAAAAAGAAAGAAAGAAAUGGGUUCUUAUGAUGUACCUGAAGGAGUGGACAUUAAAGGGAGAUAUGAUGAAGAGUUUGCAAGGAUUUUAACAAAGGAGGCCUUGCAGUUUGUGGCAGAGUUGCAAAGGGAGUUUAGAGGCAGGAUUAAGUAUGCUUUGGAGUGUAGAAAAGAGUCUCAGAAAAAGUAUAACUUGGAAGAGAUACCUGGGUUUGAUCCAGCCACUAAGAAUAUAAGGGAUGGUGAUUGGGUUUGUGCUGGUGUGCCGCCGGCGGUUGCUGAUCGAACGGUGGAGAUUACAGGGCCGGUUGAGAGGAAGAUGAUUAUCAAUGCUCUUAACUCUGGAGCUAAAGUUUUCAUGGCUGAUUUUGAGGAUGCACUAUCACCAAACUGGGAGAACUUGAUGAGAGGCCAUGUAAAUCUUAGAGAUGCAGUGAAUGGAACUAUAAGUUAUGAAGACAAGAUCAGGAAGAGGAUGUACAAGCUUAAUGAGAAGCCGGCGGUGUUAUUCGUCCGGCCAAGAGGCUGGCACUUGCCGGAGUUUCAUAUUCUCAUCGACGGUGAGCCAGCUACCGGCUGCCUCCUCGACUUCGGCCUCUACUUCUUUCACAACCACAACAUGUUCCGUGCCACCCAAGGCGCCGGUUCCGGCCCUUUCUUUUAUCUUCCAAAGAUGGAACACUCAAGGGAGGCAAAGAUAUGGAAUUGUGUGUUUGAGAGAGCAGAGAAUGUGGCAGGAAUAGAGAAAGGGAGCAUAAGAGCAACAGUGUUAAUUGAAACUUUGCCUGCAGUGUUUCAGAUGGAUGAGAUACUAUAUGAGCUAAAGGAUCAUUCUGUGGGACUUAAUUGUGGGAGAUGGGACUAUAUCUUCAGUUAUGUCAAGACAUUUCAGGCUCAUCCUGAUCGGCUUCUCCCCGACCGAGUCCUCGUCGGAAUGAACCAACAUUUCAUGAAGAGCUACUCAGAGAAGCUCAUCUACACUUGCCACCGUCGCCGUGUCCAUGCGAUGGGCGGCAUGGCUGCGCAAAUUCCGAUCAAGGAUGAUAAGGUGGCAAAUGAGGCCGCGAUGGAGCUGGUGCGGAAGGACAAACUGCGAGAGGUGCGAGCAGGGCACGACGGCACCUGGGCAGCGCACCCGGGUCUUAUUCCUGAUAUCCUGCAAGUAUUCACUAGUAAUAUGACUAGUAAACCGAAUCAGAUAUAUAGUAUGAAGCGAGAGGAUGCUGCGAGUAUCACCGAAGAGGACCUUCUUCAAAGGCCCAGAGGAGUGAGGACACUCGAAGGACUCCGGCUAAACACUAGGGUCGGCAUUCAAUACCUUGCCGCCUGGCUCUCCGGCACUGGUUCGGUCCCGCUCUACAACCUCAUGGAAGAUGCAGCAACAGCUGAGAUCAGUAGGGUCCAAAACUGGCAAUGGCUAAAACACAGAGCUGUUUUGGAUGGCGACGGUGUGAAGGUGAAGGUGACACUGGAACUCUUCGGCCGGGUGGUCGAAGAGGAGAUGGCAAGGAUUGAAAAAGAGGUUGGACCGGAGAAGUUCAACAAUGGCCUCUACAAAAAGGCCAGCAAGAUCUUCACCAAACAAUGCACAUCACCUGAAUUGGAUGAUUUCCUCACACUGGAUGCUUACAAUAACAUUGUUGUUCAUCACCCCAGAUCACCCUCCAGACUCUGAAGACAAUCAAGUGUUGUGCUUGUUGCUGCU